UGGCAGGGGAGAGGGAGGAGAGGGAGGAGAGACAGGGAGGGAAGCUGGUGAAGCCGCGGAUAUUCAUGAAAACGCCAAGUGUUUUUUCUCUCUCUCUCUCUCUUCCUUCCUUCCUCUCUCUGGCUCCGUGUUGAUCCACCGCUAUGAGAGACGGAGAGAAGCGGGGGAGACAGGAGGGGAAGGAGGCAAGUGAAAGCAAGAUGAGGCCCAGCCCAUCUUGCCAUUGAUCUUCGGGCGAUCAAGGGAGGCAGAUUCAAGGAUGGAUUCUGGCAAAUCAAGCCAGAAGCUUUGACAUUAAGGCUUCUCAGAUGAGGUCGUGCUCGACGUGUCUUCCUAAACAGGAUUUGGAUCCACAUGACCAAUCAGACUGCAGAAAACUGACCUGAGAUGGGAGAGACCUGAUGCAGAUUCCUCUAUGAUCCGUUUAUAUUUUUAAUUGCUGUUCAUAUGGGAUCACAGCAGGUUAAUGUCAUGCGACUGAUGCUGCAAGUCGGAUGAGUAUUUACGAAAACUUGGAUAAAGCUUUUCUUCAGCAUCAUGAACUUUGACCAGGAGCUUCCACUGGCUUGCCUGGCCAAAGGAGGACCACAUGGAGGGACAAUUUUGAUUUUUCUUUCCUCUACCUUUGGCUUUUGAGAAGACAACAGAUCAAAACAAACAUCAUCAGCCUCCAUCUGGACCUGGAGCCUCGGCGGGGCAUAUAAAUGCUCCUGUGCUGGUUUGCGGCAGCAGGACGCCUGAUUUCGGCCACCUGAACACUGAGCUGUGGACGGAGUGCGAGCGAGGCGCUUGGCUGGCUGAGUCAGCUCCAAUGGGGGCCGGUUGUGACCCGGUCUGACCCCGGUUUGACCUUGCAGUGACCUCUGACCUCUCCGGUCCUGGCUCUCCACCUGCUCUGCUGCCUGGGUUCCGGAACGCUCCGCCCUGGGGCCCAGAACGAGCCAAUCAGGAUGAAGAAGAGCCGCAGCGUGCUGUCGGUGACUGGAGAAGAGGGAAAUGACACAGAUCUAACAGGUGCUGGGGAGAAGGCGGAGUCAUCUCGCUACAGCCGAUCUUAUACAUCCGGCGCCACGCUGGGGGCUGAGCUACGCAGAGGGAGGAGCAGAAGACUCUCGCCUAGUCUCCAGGUACCCUGCUGGCUCCGCCCUCGAGAUCGCACCCGAUCACCAGAGGUCCUGAGCAACGUGUCGCGUCCAACAACUCUUCCCCUUCGUAUCCCACCUCGCAUCUCCAUCACACAAGCAGACGCCGACAGUUACGAAGCAGAAAAUGGCGUGUCCCCGAGCCACACCCCUCUGGGCUCCCAAAGUCCGAGCCUCACCUUGCACACGUCCUUCCCCCAGGGCCAGAGAAGAGAGUCCUUUCUCUACCGCUCUGACUCGGACUACGACAUGUCGCCUAAGACGGUCUCACGUAACUCUUCCCUCGCCAGCGAAGGGCACACAGCAGAGGACUUUAUUGUCACACCUUUUGCUCAAGUACUGGCAAGUCUGCGAUCAGUACGGAGCAACUUCACCAUCCUUGCCAACGUCUCCACACCAACAGUCAAGAGGUCUCCUCUGGGUGGGGUGUGCGUCAGUCCCAGGGCGACACUAUCAGACCAGCAGUACCAGCAGCUCGCCCUGGACACGCUGGAGGAGCUGGACUGGUGUUUGGACCAGCUGGAGACCAUUCAGACACACCGCUCUGUCAGCGAAAUGGCCUCCAACAAGUUCAAGAGGAUGCUGAACAGAGAGCUGUCCCACCUGUCAGAGAUGAGUCGCUCUGGGAACCAGGUGUCUGAGUACAUCUCCAGCACCUUCAUGGACAAGCAAAACGAGGUGGAAAUCCCGUCUCCUACUCUGAAAGACAAGCCUAUGAGUCACAUCAGUGGAGUGAGGAAACUGUCUCACAGCUCCAGCCUCUCCAGCACCUCAAUGCCUCGCUUCGGCGUCAACACAGACCACGAGGAUGAGCUUGCCAAGGAGCUGGAGGAUCUGGACAAGUGGAGUUUUAACAUAUUCAGAGUAGCAGAGUUCUCCAACAACAGACCUCUCAGCUGCAUCAUGUACGCCAUCUUCCAGGAGCGAGAGCUGUUGAAGACAUUUCGUAUCCCAGUUGACACUUUUGUCACUUAUGUGAUGACCCUGGAGGACCAUUACCAUGGAAACGUAGCCUACCACAACAGCCUCCAUGCUGCUGAUGUCACACAGUCCACACAUGUCCUCCUGUCCACACCUGCUCUUGAUGCCGUCUUCACUGACCUGGAGAUCCUCGCCGCUCUCUUCGCUGCAGCUAUCCACGAUGUGGACCACCCCGGAGUCUCCAACCAGUUCCUCAUCAACACCAACUCCGAGCUGGCUCUCAUGUAUAACGAUGAGUCAGUGUUGGAGAACCACCACCUCGCUGUGGGCUUCAAGCUUCUACACCAGGAAAACUGUGACAUCUUCCAGAACCUCACCAAGCGGCAGCGCCAGAGCCUUCGCAAGCUCGUCAUCGACAUGGUGUUGGCCACAGACAUGUCCAAACACAUGACUCUGCUGGCUGAUUUGAAGACGAUGGUGGAGACCAAGAAGGUUACAAGUUCCGGCGUGUUGCUGCUGGAUCACUACACAGAAAGAAUACAGGUGCUGAGGAACAUGGUGCACUGUGCAGACCUGAGCAACCCCACCAAAACAUUACCACUAUACAGACAGUGGACGGAGAGGAUCAUGGAGGAGUUCUUCCGACAGGGUGACAAAGAACGAGAGAGAGGGAUGGAGAUCAGCGCCAUGUGUGACAAACACACUGCAUCUGUAGAGAAGAGUCAGGUGGGUUUCAUCGACUACAUCGUCCACCCGCUGUGGGAGACGUGGGCCGACCUGGUGCACCCCGACGCCCAGGAGCUGCUGGACACGCUGGAGGAGAACAGGGAGUGGUACCUGAACACCAUGCCCCAGUCCCCCUCACCUCCUCCAGACAGACACCUCCAGCACGACCGCUUCCAGUUCGAACUCACCCUGGAGGAUCUGGAGCACAACAACCACAACCACAUACACCUGAGGAACAGCAGCAGCAGCAGGAAUGGGAGGGGUGGCCAGAGAGCCACCUGCGACGACGGAAACAUAGACAGAACGCUGGAUGGCCAGCCGGAAACGAACGGAGAGGAGCAGAACCACGUGGGAACCGAGAAGGACGACGAGGAGAAUCACAACAGCAAACACAACGGAGUCCAGGAUGAAGAAGAGGAGGGAGAAGAAGCAGAGGAGGUGCAGGAAGAAGAGCAGCAUCAGGAGGAGCAAGUAGAAGAGGAAGCGAAUAAUGAGGAAGCAAAAGAAGAGGAGGAGCAACAUCAGGAAGGAGAAGAAGAGCAGGAGGAGGAAGAGGGUGACGAGGAAGUGGAAAAUGAUGAAGGGGGUGAAGAAAAUGAGGAGGCAGAUGGACAGGAAAAUGUAGAAGUAGAAGUGGAAAUAAACAGAGAGAAAGAGGAUGAAGAAGAAGCAGAAGUGGAGGGAGAGACAGAGGAGAAUGAGGCAGAAAAAGAGGCGGAUGUAGAACAAGAGGAGGGUGAUACAGAGGAGAAAGUAGAAGAAGAGAAGGCAAAAACAGAAGAUAAAGCUGAGGAGGAGGAGGAGGGAGAAACAGAGGAGAAUGAGGCAGAAAAAGAAGAGGAUGUAGAACAGGAGGGGGGUGAUACAGAGGAGAAAGUAGAAGAAGAGGAGGCAGAAACAGAAGAUAAAGCUGAGGAGGAGGGAGAAACAGAGGAGAAUGUGGAAGAGGAAGAGGAGACAGCGGAGUUAGAAGAAGCAGAGGAGGAAGAAGAAAAAGAGGAAGAGGAGAGUUAGUCUGCUGUAAAAUCACAAAUUAACAGGGUCAGCGAGGAAAGGUUAAGGAGGGAUAAAGAGGCCCGGAGAGGCUGCGGCAGGCAGCAGUGUGGCUGUAGCAGAUGAUAAACAGCUGCAGAAGCUCUUCUUUCCAGAUAAUGUGCUCUGACCACUUUAUCAUGUGACCCUCUCAGCUGAAGGCCAGUUCUUGCUUAAUUUCAGCCGUCUUAAAAAGAGACGUUCAAGACCAACAGUGCAGCACCGGACAAACAAAACCUCUCCUUCCCGAACAGCCAGAUUGUUGCAGCGAGCUCGUCAGCAGGUAGUGACAGACUGACUCGAGUCUUCUUCACCUGCUGUCUGUACAUCCAUCACUGCCGUCGGGGAUAAACUGGGGCAUAAUAAUAAUAAUGAUGGUAAUAAUAAUAAUAAACAGGAGGGUACCUGUUUUAUUGACCUUUUGUAGCUCCUGAAAAUCUUUAAAAAAAAAAAAAAACCUGAACUGAAAUACGUACAUGCAAAUAAGUGCGUGCCUGUUCUGCUGUUCUUAUAGACUUCCACCCAUCGUCUCUCGGUCACCGUCUCUGUCUUGUUGCUGAGGAAGAUAACAUCACACACACAGCGACCAUUACCUAAGAACAACUGCUAAAGGAAUGUUGACUUCCUCUGUUUGUCAGAAAAGAGACAAAAAAAUGCAAAAAAAAAAGUCUGGAAAGUGUAGUCUGUCGUCUUAUAUUUACUACAAAACUUUCCACCUGCAAACUGGAGUGCACCUUUGGGCUCUGGUCUGGGAACAGUUAGACCUCCUCACAUACUAACCUUAAAGCAACAAUGCUGGAUUUCUGAAACCAUUUCUGAAUACUACCGGAACUGUUUUCUCAAAGUGGAAACAUUUUGCAGUGCAGCUCAAAAAGGCUGAUCUGUUCUAUGUGUCGAUGUCAGUUCAUGUUUAAGAAAAAAAAACACCCAGUAUUCGUUCCAUUGCGACAGAUUCACCUGAAUCGUGCCAAACUGUCCCACGACCAGCACUGAGCAAUUCAGCCUCCAGGCAUAGGUGGCUACUCGUCACGAAGCAAUGAAACUCUGGGACCAGGCCAGCGGGUGUGAUGGUCUUCCACAAAUCCCUUUUUUUUGUUGUGUUUGGUUUUGUAAAAGAAAACAAAACAUAUUUGGCACUUUAUCUAACACCCCUGUUACAUAUAUGUACAUAAUAAACAUGUAUUUUAAUCUGCUGAUAUCAUAUAAUAAAUACGAUCAAUGAAACUGA
This is a messenger RNA of Amphiprion ocellaris (clown anemonefish), 5049 nucleotides long. Its product is annotated as cAMP-specific 3',5'-cyclic phosphodiesterase 4C-like. Gene Ontology annotation, cellular component: cytosol; perinuclear region of cytoplasm; nucleus. Gene Ontology annotation, molecular function: 3',5'-cyclic-AMP phosphodiesterase activity. Gene Ontology annotation, biological process: signal transduction. The transcript is spliced from 17 exons. The coding region runs from base 951 to 3803 and encodes 950 amino acids. NCBI's taxonomy places the organism in Eukaryota, Metazoa, Chordata, Actinopteri, Pomacentridae. The record is from RefSeq and is a predicted model, not a curated record.